Vollenhovia emeryi is the source of this 4004-nucleotide messenger RNA. It is a transcript of the gene Dok, whose product is annotated as docking protein 3. NCBI's taxonomy places the organism in Eukaryota, Metazoa, Arthropoda, Insecta, Hymenoptera, Formicidae. Gene Ontology annotation, biological process: cell surface receptor protein tyrosine kinase signaling pathway; positive regulation of MAPK cascade. The record is from RefSeq and is a predicted model, not a curated record. The transcript is spliced from 3 exons. The coding region runs from base 590 to 2272 and encodes 560 amino acids. Gene Ontology annotation, cellular component: cytoplasm.
CAGGCGGGCGGGCGGGCGGACGGACGGGCGCCAGGCCAGGCACUGUGCGGGACGCGGUUGAUCGCCGACAUCGCGGACGUGUCGGUGUCCGUCGUGAGUCCGGGAAGUUACGGCGCGGUGCGGCGCGCGUGUGUCGCAUUGUGCGUUACGCGGAACGUCACGUACAAUACAUACGGCGUACUGGCCGUUCCCUCGCGCUAGUUACACGCGCGGGCGGAGUGUUACGGAGUAUAUCUCCUCUCCUUUCUCUCUCACUCUCUCCCAGCGUCCGGCGUGAAAUGUCAAGCGUCCUGCGUUACCAUGGGCUGAAUCCCGCCGCGGCGUAGAGCUGUCAGAUCGCGCGCGCGACGAGGCGAGGGGACCGCGUACCCGGGGGGACGUGCCCGCGGGUGAGCGACGAGCGGACACGACGGGGGAGGGACCGCGGUGUGAAAGUCAAGUUGACUGCGCGUUUGUCCCAUCUUCUCGUCCCCCUUUUCUCACUUUCCGCGACGCAAGUGGUUUUUCCCCGCCGCGAGACGGGACAAAGGAGCCCACGCGACCGCGACGGCCACGAGGAGGCGAGCGCGCCGAUGUCCGAUCGCCAACGAUGGAGCCCGAGGAGCCUCUCAUGCAGGGGGUGCUGCUGCUACCGCCGCAGGGAAUGCUAGGCCAGCUCAAGAAAUCGUGGCACAAGAGAUUCUGCCAGCUCUUCAGGACGAGCAACUACGGGAUCAAGCGCGUCGAGAUCUACGACAGCCAGGAGGAGGCGAUACUGCAGUCCCACUCUCCGCGCAUCGUCACGCUGGACGCCUGUAUCAAAAUUGCACCCAGCAAUCAGUCGCAUGUCUUUAAGGUGGUGACCAAGUCGGGAAUACACUAUUUCGGCUGUUACUCGGAACUCGAGAUGACCCACUGGAUCACGGCGUUCCAGCUAGUCGCGUUCAAGGACAGCGUGACGAAUCAAAUAGAAGAGAACAACGAUCUGUACUGCACCAGUGGGGAGGGCGUGUUUUCCGUGAAGGUCGUCGAGACGGACGCGUCCAAGCGGUGCGGGCUGGAGACGCGAAACUAUACCUUGGUAAUCGCCGCCGUGGACAUGAAACUGAUGGACGGUGACAUCGUGCUGUUCACGUGGCCGUACAGGUACAUCAGGAGGUACGGGUACAGGGACGGCAAGUUCAUCUUCGAGGCCGGCAGGAAGUGCGAGUCCGGCGAGGGCUCCUUCCGCCUGGAGCACGGUAGCCAGCAGGAGAUCUUCCGGUGCAUGUACGCGAAAAUGAAGUCUAUGAAGAAGCUGCUGGACGAGGAGAGCAAUUCGAACAUAGAUUGCAACGACACCCAAUUCCAGGCGGCCUUGUCCAUGGAGGCUGGCUCGAGAGCGGCCUUACCUCCCUCUUCGAACAAUUCCUCGAGCAAUCUGAUCGACAUAGAUUUUUCUACCGCGCAGAACUCCCAGAAGCAGCUGUCCUCGUCGACGAGCAUGGACUCGGCGAUCUCGUCGAGCAGGUCGCUUAAUAAAUCCAAGCCCGCGAAACCGCCGCGGAAGUACGUCUUCGCCAACUUGCUGGAGAAGAGAAAUCUCGACUCCCCGGAAUUCCUGGACCUGCCUACGUGCGGCGAAUACAGAACUAUUAGCCAAGGUAAUUCGCCGGAGUUGUCUCACAAGAGCAUCGGCGGUGUUGCGCGCGAGGACGAGAAGCACCCGUACGACUUGGUGGAAAUUAGGAACGACGCUUGGAAAACGCACGGCAUCGACAGCGUGCAUCACACGGAGAGAAUAAACUCGAAUCUACCUGGCGAGAGAGAUAAGGAGAACGACAACGACGACCUGCAGUACGAGAUCAUGAUGCCGGCACGGAAUCACGAUUCAUUCCAGAAUUCGUACAAGAGCAAGUGCGGCGUGGCCGACAACGCGAUUGUCGUCGUGCCGUCGGGGAUACAAAGCAAGACGGACGAGUCGGACUACGAUAAAUUGGAACACUUUGGAUCCGCGACGAAGCUUAGUCAGAAGCCCACGUACAAGUAUACGAAUUCCACGCAAAGCGUACAUUCCAACGUCUCUCACGGAGAAAGUUCGAGUCUUAUCAAUCCGACGUGGUCCAACUAUGAGAUCGUCGACGAUAUGUCCGCCAUCAGGCUGGCCGACGACAGUCAUCUCGGUUAUGGGAUUAUCCGGAAGAAGCCGGAUCUCUCCGAGACGACUUCCACCGGCAACACCGCGGUCGGUCCGCAGCACAAGGUUUUUAACAACAGCGAAUACGCCAUUGUGUCGAAACCAAAAAGGGUGUAAAGUGCCCGUGCGCUCGAGCGCCCUUUCAAAGUACGCGACGGGCAUGCUACGAAUUCGCCUUUACGAAAUUCUUUUUGUAAUUAUUUGUGUAAGGAUAUGAAGAAUAUGCUAGUCUAUAUCGCGUCGUUAGAAUGAAAGUAUUCCUCUUUUACCAAGUGAUUGGCACGUUGCAAAAUGAUAUCAUUACUUUCGCGUUGUCGUAUAUUUGUCCGACAUUUUUACUCACUUUCUGUAUCACUUCUUUUUUUAGAGACUAGUCUUUGUAAUUUCUCUUACAAGUCGAGUGUCCAAAGGAAUUUAAUCCUCGAAAAAUCAUAGACGCGUCUGUGCCUUCUCACGAAAGAUAUUUUCUAGUAUUGAUUAGGGGAGCUCAAAGUGAUUAGUAUUUUAUCCAACUUCAUUCGACUGAUUUAUCAAAAUACCUGUAUAGUGCCUUGUAAAAACGAAAAUAUGUCAAUUGAUGCCAAAACAAAUACUAAAUCGUUGAACGUGCAUGCGCGUUAAAAAUCUUGAUAUUUGAAUGUACGUAUUGGUGUACUUAGAAAUUUAUUAUUACAUAUAUUACAGUUAUAUUCUAUUGCUAUUCUACUAUCAUUGUACCAUUGUUAUCGCUCUCAUUCUAUAAUUAUUGUUAUAUUCAUAUAUAUGGAUAAUUCACGUUUGUAUCUAUUAUUAUAUUAUUGAAUUACAAUGCGAAAACGCGUUCUACCCAGGCGUGUUAUAAAUUUCGUUUCAACUGCGAGACUAUCGAUAUAAGGAUGUACAUAAUUUGAUACAAAUACUUUCGUAAAAAGAGAACGAAGGGAUCGUCACAAUUGGAUAAAUUUAUAGAUAUUUAACAGUAUGUAUGCUGCCACAAUUUUAGAUAUACAUAUGCAUAAUGAAUAUUAGUGCUUUCGACGUUGAUCGGAUCAAUCGUUUGCCUGAACAUAGGCAUCAAAAUUUAAUUGUAUGAAACUUAUCGCGUUGGAUUUCAACAAUCCAGAAUUAUUUCUGUUCAAUUAUCACAUCCACUAUAUAUCUAGUAUGUAUAAUAGUGAAACAAUAGCAGACGGGCUAUUAUUUGUACAAUAGAAACCGCUAUUAUUCAUUAUGCUCAAAUUUAUGACGCACGAGUCAGAUGCAAUAAUGAUAUAUAUGUAAGAAUAAACAACUAUUUUAUAUAUUUUUUUAUCUACAGAAUCUUUUUACAAAAUUGUAUAAAACAAUGACUUUAAGAAUUUGUUGAGGAGCCGUUUGUAAUAAUAUGUCCUUUGUGCCAAACAAAUGGUCUACCAUUGAAAUGUCAAUGUAAAAAGAUACAUAUAUAUAUAUAUAGACGAUUAAUUAUAAGAACUCUACGAAUCAAUGAAUUCCGGAAUAUAUAUUGAACAGAUAUAUAAGCGAAAAUCAUUUUCUAGAACAAGUAUUGCUAGUUUUAACAGAUAUAUUAUUAGGAAUAUAUAAAACAAAUUAUAUACACGUGUAAGGUUGAUUCUCGUGCAACCUUUUGCGUGCGCCACUCGUUUCGUUUGCCAUAAGUAUUUGCAAAAUUAAUAUCCACGGAUGGAUUCUGUUUUAAGGACACAAUGUUCCAGCUAACGCGACGAUACUUUCACGCCUAAAUGUAAAUUAAUAUACUUCUUCAGCGCAUUCUGUAUUUUCUAAAACGACUCGUAUACAGUUUUACAGUUGCAGCCAUCAGUUUUAACUAUUAUAGACUCACAAAUUACGCAAUAAAUUUGUAACGAAA